This is a messenger RNA of Thunnus maccoyii (southern bluefin tuna), 4538 nucleotides long. Its product is annotated as transmembrane protein 236-like. Lineage: Eukaryota; Metazoa; Chordata; Actinopteri; Scombriformes; Scombridae. The transcript has 4 exons. The record is from RefSeq and is a predicted model, not a curated record. The coding region runs from base 2662 to 3858 and encodes 398 amino acids.
CAAAACAAGACAUUUGAGGACGUCACCUUUGCUUUGGUGGUUGACACUUAUCGCAUUUUUUUGACUUUUUAUAGACCAAACGACUAAUCAAAGGAAAUAAUCAACAGAUUUAUUGAUAAUGAAAAUAACCGUCAGUUACAGCCCUAAUUUACACCUUUGACCAAUAGCAAGCCUUGAACUUUGAAGGAAAUGGAGGGUUGGAGAGUCCAAAAUUGAGGAAGCUAUUAGCCUUUUACUGUGUUUACCAUCCACUUUUAUCUAACCUCCACUGUCAGGGUUUGAACUGCUUCACAAAAGAGGAAUGGUUUACAGACAAUUUUGAGACAGGAAGGUAGGAUCACCAGUAGCGACCAAGCUAACAAACCUAGCAAGCAGUUAGCAAGCUCGAUCGCGUGAGAGCAGUUUUUCCUCUUCAGUAAAACUCUUUAUUGAAAGAAAUGAUGUAAAAUCCUGAGAAUAAAAUGACUAGGCGCAGUAAACAGCACAGUACAGAGAAAAUAGCAUGUUUCCAGGAAGCUGGCACAAGCUACAGUAGUUAGCUAACCAACUACCACUACCUUGCAAGUAGUCACUGUGUCACCAAGCUUCAAUAUUUCUUAGAACACAUGAAUUUCACUGUGCAUGUAGAUACUGGUGUGACAGGUUCAGAGGUCAGCCUGGUGAGUACAACAGUUUGCCUUUAAUAUGCCCAGUUUGACUCCCAUCUCAUACUAGUAACAAGUGUUGACAUUUUAAUCAAACAUACAUAGCAGCUAUAAGAUAGAAAACAACACAGCUGUGAUACUUACUUCUUGCCGGUUGCAGAAAUUGCAAAAUCUAAUAGUUAUCUAAUCUAAUAGUCUAAUAGUUGUUGCUUGUAGAUGAUGCACAUAGGCAAAAUUUUUGCUGCUGUUACUUCUCUUGUCAAUCAGUGCUUUGACAGGAGUUAACCACCUUGCUGAACCUGCUACUGCUGCAACUCUGAAAUGGGAUAAUAUUGCCUUUAUCCAUACAUGUCGCUGGUAAACAAUAUACAGUAAUUAAGGUCAAAGUUUCUACUAUAGGCCUAUUUGAUUUAAGUGCAAAAAACAGACUGAUAACUGGAGUUUUCAACAUUUUAAGCUGUUCAUAACUAACAAUGGAAACAGCCACAAGGCAACUAAUAUGAUUUUGUUUAUAAUUUUAAACUGCAGAAGACCUUUCCUCUUACACAGGUACUUUCAGGCCCUCUACCUGAAUGUGGUAGAUGGAAACCUGUCUGAAAAAGUCUGACUGCCUCACAGCUUCAAGCCUUGUCUUAGCAAGGAAAUUAUAAUUAAAUUAGUGGAGUAGAGGCCUGUUGUAUUAUUGAUGGGCUUUGGUUUUAGAGUUCAGGGUUUGUCAGUCAAAUAUUCAAGCUGACCCGAGCUCCUCAAUUGUAGGAAGAAUCGCCAACUCCAUUAUGCAGUCCAGUGCUUUCCAGUCAAUCAAUUCCAUCACUUCUCUGGCCAUAAUUUUUUCCUUUUUUCCUUCUGCACAGGUAUUAAUCUGUACUGGUCUGAGAUCUGCCCUCAUGGAGGCACUGCCUGACAAACUGCAUCAAUGCAGAAUCCAAAAUUAGCUCUUCUAAUGAUGCCCUGUAGAAAUGUGUGUAAACUAAACACAGCACCAAAUAUAGUACAGACGACUGAUACUCGAUCAAUUGUUCAGAUGUCAGGUCAGAAACAGCAGCACAAAGUCCAACUGUUUCAGGUUUUCGGAUCCAGACUGCACAAGACAACAGCAUUUUCACUUUAUCAUUGGCUUGAAUUUACAUGACCACAUAGGUUCGUGACUAGUAUUUUAACUAAAGAGACCAUUGAUAAAAGUACUUCAUCCAUCAUGUCAGCUUAGGCAUUUGGUUGGCAAGACAGAGGGCCUGUAUCUGGCUUUUUUCCAGUCCACAUCACUGUCAUUAUUACCCAGAAAAAAUUAGUCUUAAUUGAUUUAUCUGAAUUUGAGGAAAAACACCAUGUUGAAUUAGUAGAAAGAAAACUGUGAUUGCACUACUGAUAUAUUUCUAAUAUUUUUUCAUCAUUUUGCAGCUUCUGGCAUUUUACAGUUGUCACAUUUUGCCACUAGAUGGCAGUGUAUAAAUAUGAGAAGAGCCACAAGUGCCAUUAGGUUUUCUGUCUUGAAAGGUUUACAGCCGCUAGUCCUUGGACGGUGCUGUUACUGUGGGUGUUAUCAUGUCCACGUAUGUUUCCUGGAAUUGGAGAAUGGUCAGGCAGCAUAUAAGGCAUAACUGUGUUUUAGUCGCUCAUAAUAAUAUAGGUGGUCUAUUGUGUCUAGCAGACUGAUGAAAUGGGAUUUUAGCUUCAAAAACAUUGAUUGAAAUGCCAAGACUAUACCAUCCCACUGAGAUGCCUGUUGUACAUACGCAUCCUUCAGGGUGCAGAGUUAGACAAUCUAUGUUUGUAUCCUGUAUAUAAAAAGAGUAAAGGGCCAGUCACAUCACUGUCACACCAAGUUACACAAUGCCUACUGCAGUGUAAGCAGUUGGGUGAGCAGAGAGCCAGGGCUGUGGUGUGUGGAAAAUGCUAGUGGAGGCAGACAAUGCACUGGUCCGAGGCCUGACCAGCCCUCAGAGGGACAGGGGUCGCCUCACUGCGACAACAGCCCCUGUCUCCCUCCCUUCUUUUUCUUUUUUUGAACUGCCACAGCAUGGGCUCGGGGAGGACGCUGAAGUUCGCCCUGUGCGAGGUGCUGCAGUUUGCAGGCCUGUGCGUGCCACUCUUCAUCGUCAUGCAGAGGUUCGCCGUCAUCGUAGCAAAGGUCAAAACCUCGGCGCAACCCCCCGGUGACGGCAGCACGGCCUACUGGUUGAUCGUGGCCUCCUCCAUUGCCUAUGUCACCACCACCGCCCUGCUGGUCUGGGUACCCCUGAAGUAUAUGGUCUUUGUGAAAAAGAAGUUUCUCAUUGGGAGGAAGAAGUGGAGGCCUGUGGCCCUCGUAUAUGUGAUCCUGUCCACAUUACCCUGCUUUGCCUUUCUCAUCGCCAGCUCUGAGGUUCAGAUAAAUAACAACAUCAAACAUGAUACAUUCACGGAACUCCCUGUAUCACUAGUCCUCUUCUCUCUCAUCUGUAUUGACGUUGUGGAAAGGAUACGCCACUGCAGACUGACGGGCCAGGGUAGUGACAUGGAGAGAGAGACUGACAUCCCCUCCGCUGUCCUCACACACAUGGAACAGGUAACACCAGUAACACCUGUCACACCAGCUGUGCCGGGGCCAGCUGUACCGGGGCCAGCUGCGCCCGGGCCAGCUGCACCCGGGCAGGCCCAGCCCACUCCCGCGGCACCCGGAGCAACCCAAAUUGGUGACAGAAACCAGAACGGAGCUGGGGCUCGACCAGAGACCAAUGGAACAGUUCCAGGUGUACCAGGUAAUGCGGGAAGACCAUUUAGUAUCUCUGGAUUGAGCUCACGUUCAGCGAGCACCACAGCGUACCGCAUAUCUCCAUACGCCUACGCAGGGCCACUGCGGUUCCUGUGUGCCAGUGAUGCCCGAGCUGACGUGUUUGUGGACAGCUUUAUGUUCUGGAUGGAUACAGUGGAGAUGGUGAGGGUGGCAGGACAUCCCCUGGUCUACUACUCAGGCUGGGUGUUCCCCAUCUAUAUCUUCAGCUACCUGUCUUGCCUGCGUGUGGUGGUCAUGCCCCACAGCCCCCUGCUUUCCUCACUAGGAGUGGCCCUGCAGGAUUUGCCCUUCUUCUUUGUGCGUAUUGGCCUCAUUGCCUUCUUUGGCUUUGUCACACCCCUACUCUAUCUGAUGAAGAACCUGUUGGUCUGCCUGGCCUUCGUCUAUUUCAACUUCAUGACCAAGCUGAGGGUCUUCAACACAGAGAGGAUGUUCUUUUGAGAUCAACACUUGAGGCAAAGACGGCGAAACAUUUAAAGAUGUGGUAGAAGUAAUAGGUUGGCACAAUCAGGAAAUGUAGGAUACUAGGAGUCAGGAGCCGGUAGCACCAGCUCUCUAUAACUUCAAACUUAGCUUAUAACGUAAGCUUUAAAUGGAUAUUUAAGCAUCACUAAAUUAAAAUGGGUCACACCAAAUAAACCUAUUCUUACACAGAGAUUUGUUACUAAAUAUUUAAACCCAGUAACUGCCAGGUGUAACUGUUGCGUAGCUAACUGAACUAGCUAACUGACAAAAUUAACGUUAGCUUUCCAAUAUUAGUUAAAGAGUGAAAGAAUUAAAAUGAAAAUUUAAUGACAUCUGAAACUUGAUCAAAAUGCUUUUUUAAAAAUGAAGACUGGGAAGAUUAAAAAUGAAUAUAUUUUUUAAAAAGAACAAUAUACCUCUAAUUACAAAAUGUUAUGCUAACAGUUGACUAAGCUAUAGUGCAAGUUACGUUAGCAUAGGCAAGGCAAGUUUAUUUACAUAGCACAUUUCAGUAACAAGGCAAUUCAAAGUGCUUUACAUAAAACAUUAAAAGUGUUGGGACAAAGAACAAGAAGCACAUCAUAAAAUGACAUUUAAAUACAUGAAAAAAGUCAUUAAAUAGCUAAGAGAAUAGAAAACAAAAAUAAGCUAAAAUA